Messenger RNA from Camarhynchus parvulus, 5392 nucleotides. It is a transcript of the gene FAM222B, whose product is annotated as family with sequence similarity 222 member B. NCBI's taxonomy places the organism in Eukaryota, Metazoa, Chordata, Aves, Passeriformes, Thraupidae. The record is from RefSeq and is a predicted model, not a curated record. The coding region runs from base 1023 to 2675 and encodes 550 amino acids. The transcript has 3 exons.
UUUCGAGCUGAAAUAGCUGGUUUGAUUUCCACUGAUGACGUUUGCGUUGUCUUGCGUAUUUUAUGAGGAAAAAAUGCUUAAUGGGAGGGAGGACGUGACUUUUGUUUUCUUCUCUGCAGUGGGGGAGCCUUUAUCAAAGACUUUGGAAGUGUCAAUCGAUUCCUUGCAGAAGAUGAAGGAAGGGAAUAAGAUUUUUAUUGAGUUUUUUCAGUGAUCAGAAUAGCAAUGCCAAAUGCUUGUGUGAUUAAGAUUUUUUUUAAACUUUUUUUUUUUUUUAACGACUGAGAUGGGCUCUUAGUGCUUGAUGUGAGAAAAUAUUGGAGGCACAGGAACUGCAAAUGCAUUCACAAUUUGAUUUGCAUUACCCUCCUUUCCAGAGCUGUUUCUCGCUUGUAAAACACUUGGUAAAGGCGAAUCCCUCGUGUUUGGAGAGCAGGAUUGUUCUCAGAGAUUUACCGUAGGAGUUAAAACUUCUGAAAAAUCUGUUUACAAUGUGUCUGAACUGGAGCAUAGAGGACACAGUAGAGACUGUUAUCUGUUUACUGCUCAGAUAAGGAGGUGGAAUAGAUUGCUGGCCUGUUUCUGAACUCUGCUUAAUGAAUGGUUGCUAGGCAAAUUGCAUCUCAAUCAGCUUAAUCCUCAAGAUGUCAUUUACAGGUCUGCUCUUUGUGAGGGCCAGAACCGUGCGCUUUCAAACUGCACAGGCCAGAAAUUGCUAGCAAAGCAGCUUAGAAUAGCUUGUUCAAAAAUUCAGUGUACAUGUGCUGCUGAGCUGCCCAAUUUAAAGUGCCUGUUGUCGCAGGGCCGUCACUGCCUGGCCAUGCGCGAGAUGAGGCGUGCGGUGAUAGACAGGAGGCAGCAGCAUCCUUAGCACCGUUUCUGGAUCAGCACAGCCCACACCACCACGUUUUGGCACUGGAUUAACGUGAAAGAAAAGCGUUUCUAAAUGGGGACCGCACUGCUGACGUGAUGAAAGUGUGCAGAGGAGUGAAUGCCCCAUGUUGUGUUAGUGCCUGUCUGCCAUGCUGGCCUGUCUGCCAGGACCAGGCGACCUCUCCUUUCAGCUUCUUUCUUACACGCAGAUGAACACUGGACUUCAGAAAUGGGACACUACACAGAAAAUGAGAUCUGCACAGUAUCCUACCCCAGCAGAAUUGGAUGCUUAUGCUAAGAAGGUCGCCAACAAUCCGCUGACUAUAAAAAUCUUCCCGAACAGCGUCAAGGUUCCCCAGAGGAAACACGUACGCCGUACUGUGAACGGACUCGAUACUUCGGGCCAGAGGUACAGCCCCUACCCAUCUCAGGCCACCACCAAAACCGGCCUGCUGGCCAUAGUCAAAUCCCCAGCGAAAGGAAUCAUCAAGGACUUUGACGGGACGCGCGCGCGCCUGCUGCCGGAGGCGAUGAUGAACCCCCCCUCCACGCCCUACGUUGCACCAAGCACUUUAUCCCACCCCCAGGCGCUCGCUCGCCAGCAGGCUCUCCAGCAUGCACAGACUUUGCCGCACCCCCAGAGCAUCCCGCAGCACCCUCAGGGUAUUCCACAGCCACCCAGCUUACCGCACCCUCAGGGGAUCCCGCAGGCGCUGCCGCACCCGCAGAACGUGCAGCAGCAGCAGCCGCAGGGCUUGCAGCACCCUCAGCCCAUGGCACACCAGACCCUGCAGCACGCCCCGAACCCGCUGCUGCAGCCGGGUUUGCACGGAGGCAGAAAGAUGCCGGACGCAGACGCGCCGCCGAAUGUGACCGUGUCUACCUCAACCAUUCCCCUCUCUAUGGCUGCCACCCUGCAGCAGAACCAGCCACCGGACCUGAGCAGCAUUGUGCACCAGAUUAACCAGUUCUGCCAGGCCAGAGCUGGCAUUAGCACUACCUCAGUGUGUGAGGGACAGAUCGCAAACCCCAGCCCUAUAAGUCGCAACCUGCUUAUCAAUGCAAGUACCAGGGUAUCUACUCACAAUGUCCCUACACCCAUGCCUUCCUGUGUAGUAAACCCUGUCGACCAUGCUGCUGCUGCUAUUCCUCCUGCCUCUGUUAAUGUGCCCAUGGUCAAUAUUAACAGGGUGCCACCCGCCUACCAGAACGAAAUCAAAUCGGUUGCGUGGAACCAGCACCAGCUUGCACAUCUGCAGCAAAUGUGUGGGGAUGCUGCUGGGCCUGCUGGACUCGCAGGGAAGCACCCUCAGAGAGAGAUUGCAGGGCAGAGUUUCCCUGGCAAAACUUCCAACUACCCUCAAGAACUGUGCAUGGGCCAGUCCUUCAGCUUGAAGCCCCCCAUCGAGAAGCCUACACCUUCUCCUCCUGUGAACGGGUUGCAGGGACCUUUGCCAUAUACCAAUGGGCACUAUUUCCAGCCCCUCUGGAAUAACAUUCUGCCCACGCCCAACAGUGACAGCUCUGGGUCCCAGGACCUCACCAUGCCUUUCCAUGGGGGACAGCCAGCGGGAGCGACGCUGGAUUGUGCAGGAGGAACUCAUUACAGAGCUGGAGCUGGCCCAUCCAGCCAGAAUAAUGUGAUGCAGACCAUGGAUUACCUAAGUGGGGACUUCCAGCAGUCCUGCUUCCGAGACCAGAGCAUGGCCGUGCUGGGAAAAGUCCAUCGGCCUCCCAUGAACCGAGCACCUGAACCAACCGAUAGUCGAAAUCUUCAUAUUCAACACCCAGGGUAUAGAUAGGCUGCAGUCACUUUCACAGACAAAAAAAAAAAUUAUAGGUUUUAGUCUUAAUUUUAAUUAAUAAGCAAGGCGUUUUUAACUUGCAAACUUGUGUGAUCAUUAUAGUACCCAUUGGAAGAAGACAUACUGUAUAUUUAAAGAGCUUUGCUUAUAUGUUAUCUCUCUCCUUUAUGCAUCAAAUAUUUAACAUGCCUUUUGUGUCAAAGAAUUUCAUUACACUACUUCACGCCACAGCUGUUUCCUCACAGCAGAGUCCCCCUUUGUGCAGCUUUUUUUCUUUUUUUGCCUUCUGCUGAGCAGCUCCUCGCUGGACUGAGGUUGAGUUGCUGCAGGGUUUUGCAGCCACAUCUGUGCUCCAGUGAGAGUGAGGUAGUGUAGCUGCUUCCAUUUCCAUCUCAAUUUCCUCACAAGAUUAAGAGCAACAGAAUUUUGUCAGGGAGUAGGGCUUGUUUUCAAUUCAAAAGCCCAUUUCAUUAAUGCAUUAAACAUUGACCAUUUGCACUGUCUAGAGGCCUGUGUAAUUGAAAAAGAGCCUACAUUUGAAAAGAGCCAGCUAGGGGUAUGUAUUUAGGCUUUAAUAGAGAGAGAAGCUUUUCAGCUGUUUCUUGCCCACAUUUAUCAUUUAGACUUUGUCCAAAGUCAAAAGUCUCUGGCAGAUUUUUCUGACACUUUGUGUUUUCUGGACAGGGUAUGAGGAGGGGAACGGCGGGUUUGGGAUGAAGGCAGCCAUGGGGAGCUGCCUUUCUUCGUGUUCCCCCUCCCCAGUGCCCUUCCACCAGCCUCAAAGCUCGUGUUGUCUGAAUCCCUCGCUGCUAGGAGUCUGGCCAGCCUCGUGUGAAGGGAAUCCAGACCCACUGACAACUCCAAAAAGGGUUCAGCCACUUCUCUGGAAGCUGGAAUUACUGUCAGGGUGAGGAGAUGCAGCUCAGCCCAUCCCCGGUGCAGCGAGCGCUGUGGGAUGGGAGUUGGUUGGUCUGAAUCAAAGCUCCUCUCACAAGCCACUGUGGGAUUGACAGUCCCCUGUUCCUCUCCAUCAGAACACCCCAGCGGAUUUAAUGGAACAAUUCUUCUCCCUGGGAAUGAGUGAAGCUAUUUAUAACAUCCCUUGUUCCCAGGGUCUCGGUGCCUAACUCCUUCUGUUCCUUCCCCACGUCACUUCCAGCAGCCAGUUGAGUCAGUGACUGUAGGACACUAACUACUGGGUAACCUCAGCAUCUUGUUCUCCUCUGUGUACCAAAACAUCCCUUUCCUUUCUAACAGCCGAAUUUAUUGUAAGUAGAAAAUUCCUCAUCUCUGUUAACGAGACUAAUACUUGAACAUAAUGAUCACAAUCAAGUUUGGAAAUUAAAAAAAAAAAAAAAAAAAGAAGAAGAAGAAAAAGUUUAAAAAAAUAAAUGCAUUGAUUCUUUCUAUGUACACUGGCUAAAAAAAAUAUUGCUCUACACUGUAACUUUUAAGUGUAAUAUUUCUGUAUGAAUGUCGCCUGGUAGUGUGGGUUUGAGUAGCAAUGUGUAUGGGUGAACCCACUGGCCUCUGCCAUCCACUGGCCUCCCUCACAGCCCUUGGAAAAACAAAGCCUUAAGUAUUUGCUCCUUGAACUUUCCUUAAUGAGCAUGGUUUAAAAAAAAAAUCUUAAAGACAUCAUACAAAAUUUAAAAAAAAAAAAAUUAAAAAAAAAGUUUUGAAGUGACGUCAUAGUUGGCUAGAGAUUCUUAAAAGUUUUUCGUAAAUGGGAAAAUUAGAAAACAUUUAUUUGUAUUUUUUUAAUUUAGAAUGUGUAGUCCUGGGCUGUAACAAAUAUUUAGGUUUCAAAGCUUAGCAGAGUACAUUUCUGACUCCUUGUAAGUUAGUACACUUAUAUCAUGUCAUUAUUUAAAUUCUUUUAAGUGUACUAUAACCCGUUCUUUAGUGGUAACUCCUGAGCAAAGUUAAGCAAUUUGACUAAAGACGGAUUAAAUUAUGUGUUGGCUUGUGUUGCCUUAUAUUUAAAAAAAGGAAAAAUUGCCUGAUUGUGUUAUGCCAAAUGAUAGCAACAUGAAGUCCUAAUUUAUUGUUUAUAAUCGUAUUCCUGCAGUCUUUGUGAAAACUGGUAAAUAUACAUCUAUGAAAGAACGAAAAUCCUGAGGCUUUUCAUGCAAUAUUUUUCUGAAUCCAUUCUGUUGGAGCCAGAGUUCGAGUCUGAAGCUGCUUCCCCUACAGUCACCCCGUCGUUUUCCCCAUCCCAAACCCAACCCCAGCGAGGGCUGUGCUCUGACCUCACCCCUCCCUGCCCAGUCAGUCACUGUAAGGUGUUCUGCUCCUUUUUACUAAAUCAAACCUUGGCCUCUCCUCUGGUCCGUAGCCUGCUCCAAAUCUUAACCCAGACUGUUAACUAAAAGCUAAUUUUUAACUCCUGCUCUUCUCCUGAGAGCCUGAGCAGAGUCCUGUGCCGUGGUGGUGGUUGCCUGGCAGGUGUUUGGUGGUGUUGGCAGCACGCUGUGAGUUUUUGGGGACUGUUCUGCACAGGUACAGCCACGACCUCCGAGGCUUUGCCCCGGUACAGCAGGACCGGGAAGCAAAAUUCCUGCUGAGACUCAUCCAGGUGGGACAUUGCUUGAAAAAAAAAAUAAGAAUCAUUUUACUAUUAAAAUAUACUGAAACCUUUCCUUUUGGUCUGGCAGUGAGAUUUUUCUUUGAACCGACCCUUUUCACCUCUGCAGCAGCCCUGUUGUGGUGGG